UACAUCCUAUAACACACAGGGCUAUCCAUCUAACACGACAACAGCUCGUGCGACCACAUGAAUCCCUUCCUCAUUUCACCACUCCUGCAGCCUCUCAGGGCCAAUGUAUCAGCCCGCAUCACUACUAUUACACGAAACGAGAGAUCUCCUUAUACGCGCAGAUUCACGCCGUGGCGCGCGCGCUUUUGGAGAGGGGGACAGGAGCGCGCACAUGUAUCCGAAGCUCGUUUAUCUGUGCAGCGCUAGCUAUAGAGAGUCAGUACCGCAAGUGAAGAGGGACUCAUAAGUUACCAGCAUCGGGGUAGCUUCACCAAGAAGCGCAAAACCGAGCAGCUUUCCAGGUGGAUGAGCGGGUGAGGAGGAGGAGGAGGAGGAGGGGGGAAGAGAGAAAGCGGAAGGAUGCUGAACCAAGCAGAUCCAGGAUCUGCAGCUUCCUCACCUCAUCAGCGCCAACGCGGGAUCCUCCUGUAACUUUUCACGCGCUGAAGUUAAUCCGAGCUGUUUGUCGUCGCUCUGAUUCCGUCCGGUUUGGCUGAAGCGCUGCUCCUCGCCUGCCAUGGUCGGCUCGUCGGUCCACGGCGCGCUCUUUCUGUGCGCCUUCCUCCAGCUGUUCUCCCUGCUCGGCGGACAGGUGCCAAACUGCCAGGAGGUGCGCACGGUGUUCCAGUCUCUGCACCCGGGCUCCAAGUGGGUCCCCGAAACCCCGGUGUCAGGUUCGGAUCUGCAGGUUUGCCAAACCAAAGGCCCGACCUGCUGUUCCAAGAAGAUGGAGGAGCGGUAUCAGGUAGCCGCACGCAGCAACAUGGAGUCUGGCCUGCAGGUUGUCAGCGCUCAACUCAAACGGCUCAUCAUCCAGAAUGCUGCCAUAUUCCAAGAGGCCUUUGACCUGGUGCUGCGCCACGGCCGUAAUUCCACCCUGGCCAUGCUGAAGUCAGAGUUUCCAGGUCUCGGAGCCGGGGCCCAGAGCUUGGUGGGGCAGCUCUUCCUGGACAUGUCGCUCUACAUCCUUGGCUCAGACUCUGCAGUGGAGCACAUGGUGACGGUGCUCUAUGGCCGCCUCUUCCCCCUCACAUACCGCCGCCUUCUGGGGGGCAGCGUAUCCUCUGCGUCUGAGGAGUGUGUAAGAGGAGCCUGGAAGGACUCAGGAGCAUUUGGCCCUUAUCCCAAACUGAUGAUGACCCGUCUGUCUCGCUCCCUCCUGGCCACCCGAGUAUUCCUGCAGGCGCUGAACCUGGGCAUCGAGGUUGUCAACACAACAGACCACCUGCGGCCAGGCCGGGACUGUAGCCGGGCCCUGCUGAGGCUGUGGUAUUGCCCGCACUGCCAGGGCAUGCUGGGGCCGCCGGCCUGCAGAGGCUUCUGUCAGGCUGUGAUGCACGGCUGCCUUGGGGGUGCAGCUGAGGUGCAGCCUCACUGGAGGAGCUACGUAGACGGACUGGGGAAGCUGGCUGGUUCCAUGAGGGGAGAGCAGGACAUGGAGGCUGUUGUUCUUAGACUGCCUUCAAUGAUCAAACUGGCCCUAAAGCACGCUGUGAACGCACGCAGCCGCCUCAGUGCCCUGGUGAACGGGAUGUGUGGACACACUCCUCAACGGGCCUCUCGCUCAGUCGCAUCUCCCCCUCCUCAGCCUCCCGCUGUCUCUGCAGCCCGCAACUCACAGCCCUCAUCCCCGGACUCUGAUGAGACUUUGGCUGGCCUCUGCAGGGAGUUCAUAUCCAGCCUGAGGGGCUUCAGCUCCUUCUACAGUGGCCUCGGGGAGGCGUUGUGCAGCCGUGAGCCUGCUUCAGCGAACCACUCCCUCUGCUGGAAUGGGCAAGAGAUGACAGACAGGUUUCCCGGGCCCGGCCUAAAGCGACUGCACCCUGGCUCUGAGUCCAGGAGCAACAAACCCCCUGAGCCAAUCAUCAGCCAGAUCAUAGACAAACUCAAACACAUCAACCAGUUGCUGCGGCUUGUGACGGUAUCUGAAAAGCGCUGGAGAGCCCGGUCGCGUGGGGCCGGAGUGGAUGGGUGGAGCGACGAGGGGGAAGAGGGAUUCGAGAGCGGCGACUGUGACGACGAAGACGAGUGCACCGGGGUGUCAGGGUUGGGGCCGCCACCAAGACGCAAACGGUUGCGCAUCUUUGCAGACCUUGCUGAUAACCUUGCAAUGGACGACUUCACCUUCCAGGAGCAGCUGCUGACCCCUCGGUUGGCCACGGCCGGCGUCGGAGGCGUCUCCUCGCCCGCUGCUCCGCUCUGGAGGAGUUACCUGGUCCCGACGCUCCCUGUGGUGCUCGCCCUGCUCCUGGUUUGUCACCACUGACCGGUGCACUCACACUCUCCCAUCACCUCUUUCCCUUAGGAUUCAAAACAAAACUCUGCAGAACAUGAAAAACUUCUGUAAAGUUCUGAUUCCUGAUGUAAAAGUUCAGUGGCUCGUCAAAGGAAGCAUGAACAACAGAAAAUGCUACAUUUCUCUUUAUCUGUCUCAGCAAGAACUUGUUUUGUUUUAUUCUAAAUCACUGGAUGUUCUCAGCAAACCUAUUAAAGCUCACCAGAUAAAUCCAUGGCAUUGUGUAAAUAAGAAACUUGCCCUCUGGUCCACACACUAUGGUUGUUACAACUGCUGUGCCCUCUGGCCUCACCUCCUCUAUGCUCUCAUACUGACUUCUGUAUAGUUACAAAGUGGCAAGGACCCCCAUCAUUAGUCAGCUUUGUUUUGGGUCUGUAAGUGAGGAGCUACUUGGAAAACAGACACACAGCUGACGUUUUUAAAAUGCUCUCACUCCCAGUCUGCAACAAGUUAUUGCCCCGCAGGAACAAGCCGGAGGAAGAGGAAAGCUUUUGCUACUUUCCUCCAUGGCAGUGAAUGAUCUCCUGCCAGGAAUGGACUUCAGCUGGUCACUUGUUUUAGAGCACUCCUUAUUCCACAAGGCUGAGGUGAAACCCUCAUUUAAAGAUGCACUGUACCUUCAAAUUGCUCCGUUACUACGUAAAUCUUUCUCUCUCAUUGUUUGUGUCCUAGUGAUAGCUAAAGCUAGUGAUAGCUGACUUCAGACUGAUUCCCUCAACUCAAGUGUUUUCACUCCGACUAUCAGUGUUUGCUUUAUUUUGUAAGGCUGACCAUUUUUUUUUUAUCAGGAACAGCCCUGUGAUAGAAAAAGACUCAAUGGCUGUUAGUCUUCAUAUCAGCCUGAUAACUGUACAGAUGUAUGUUCUCUGUGUUGGUGCCAUGUUUACAAAGAUAUGUUGAUUUACAAUAUCGACAUAUUUCAUAAGAAAAUGUGGUUUGUGGACUGAAUUAUUGGAUGGACUGUGAAGCGUUGCUGCAUUUCUAGCUUAUUCUUUAGCACUGUGGGUAAUGCAAGGAGUCAUAUGAGAUAUAAAUAUGUAUAAAGCUAUGUGUAAAUGAAUUUGUAUUGUUGGUUUGUGUUGGGCUCAUACUUUUAAAGCUGUUUCCUUUGUAUUGAAUCAUUUGUUCUUUAGUGUUUUGUUUAAACCAGAUGUCAGAUUUUUUUUAUUGUUUGUUUAAUUUUGUUUGGUUUUCAAAAUGAAUGUGGUGUAAACUGGAUUCCAGCUCCCUUGUUGUGGGACAUGUGAUGAAUGUGUGCAGAGAUGCUAAUUAAAAGCUGGAAAUGUGUCUGCUGUUGCUGCCUCACGGCUGACUUUCAUGUUAAUACCCAUCAAACAUCCAGACCAAUGGCAGAUAUGGGAGUGGAGGUUGAUAAAAACUAAUGAUCAGUGUUUUUUGUUUGUUCAUUUCAGCUGAAAUGUUUAUGGGGAACGUACAAUGUAAAAUAAACGAAACAUGUUUUAUUGU
Lates calcarifer (barramundi perch) is the source of this 3802-nucleotide messenger RNA. RefSeq names its product glypican 3 (gene gpc3). Gene Ontology annotation, cellular component: cell surface; plasma membrane; extracellular region. The record is from RefSeq and is a predicted model, not a curated record. Gene Ontology annotation, biological process: positive regulation of canonical Wnt signaling pathway; cell migration; regulation of protein localization to membrane. NCBI's taxonomy places the organism in Eukaryota, Metazoa, Chordata, Actinopteri, Centropomidae. The transcript is spliced from 8 exons. The coding region runs from base 557 to 2305 and encodes 582 amino acids.